Maylandia zebra (zebra mbuna) is the source of this 2886-nucleotide messenger RNA. RefSeq names its product antizyme inhibitor 1. Gene Ontology annotation, molecular function: ornithine decarboxylase activity; ornithine decarboxylase activator activity. Gene Ontology annotation, cellular component: cytoplasm. Lineage: Eukaryota; Metazoa; Chordata; Actinopteri; Cichliformes; Cichlidae. Gene Ontology annotation, biological process: positive regulation of polyamine transmembrane transport; negative regulation of protein catabolic process. The record is from RefSeq and is a predicted model, not a curated record.
UUCACAACUUCACAACAACAAAGGCAAAAGGAAGGGAAAGUAUAGUCUGAGCUUGAACUUUAGGACAAAAUGCAUGUUUCCAUCUAGCCAUUGCGUCUAGGGCUUAUGUCUGCGAGUGCUGACUGAGACUAGAGAAAAUAAGGAGGACUGUGCCACCUUUGUUGGACAAUAUUUUGUCCUUAUCACUGAACCAUGGGGGAUCCAGUGAAGACAUAACACAGGUGUACAACAACUACCCAGAGGAUCUAGGGGCAGCUCUAUACCGAGAGCCAUUUGACUUCAACGCCGAGCCACCUUGGGAUCCUAGCUGAUAGUGGAGGAGUUCAUCCCAGGACUCAUCCAUUUUGUUGCAUAAGUCUAGGACCCCAGGGGCUCGAGAGGGAGCGAGCAAGACCACUUCGCACUAGCCACAUUCUUUAUGCCUGUUGGAUUUGAAGAAAACGGUUGAGAGGAUGAAAGGAAUCGCUGAUGAACCGCAGUAUUCUGUUGACCUGCUGGAAGGAGGCAUGGCCCUCUGUGAUGUUAUUGACAAUCACAUUUAUGAGCAAACACUGUCUGAGAAAAAUGCAUUCUUUGUAGCAGAUCUGGGAGUCAUAAUGAGGCAGCAUGUUCGCUGGCGGACCCACAUGUCCCAGAUCAGACCAUACUAUGCUGUCAGGUGCAAUAGCAGCCCAGCUGUGAUUGAAGUCCUUGCUUCCCUUGGCACUGGGUUCAUAUGCACCAACAAGUCUGAACUGGAAUUGGUGCAGAGCCAUGGUAUUCCCUCUGAAGAUAUCAUCUACAGUGGUGUUUGCAAACAAGUUUCCCAGAUUAAAUAUGCUGCUAAAAAUGGCAUUGACCUCCUGGUGUGUGAUAAUGAAGCAGAGCUGCGCAAGAUUUCUCGCUGCCACCCCAAUGCCAAGCUGCUGCUACAGGUGUCAACGGAAGCGUCAAACCCGGACGAUGACAUGAGCAUGACAUUUGGCUGCUCACUCAAGGACUGCAGACAUCUGCUGGAGAGUGCUAAGGAGCUGGGUGUGCAGGUAGCUGGGGUCAGGUCUCACAUUUCCAACUCCUGUGACGAUGACCAGGUGUAUGUUCAUGCCAUCUCCGAUGCCCGUUGUGUCUUUGAUAUGGGGGAGGAAAUUGGCUUCAGCAUGAAAAUCUUGGACAUUGGAGGCGGAUUCAGUGGCUCUGAGGCCCAACUGGAACUGAUUAAUAGUGCAGUCAUGUCUAUGGUGGACCUAUACUUCCCUCCAUCUUCAGGAGUUUCCAUCAUUGCUGAGCCUGGUAACUUCUUCGUGUCCUCUGCUUUCACACUAGCUGUCAAUGUCAUCUCCAAGGAGGUGGUGGCACGUGAUCCCCAGGACCAGGAUCAUGAUCUGUCUCCCAAUGAAGAGCCAGCGUUCCAGUACACUAUGAACGAAGGAGUGUAUGGAUCGUUUGCCAGCAAACUCUCUGAAGGACUGAUAUCUGCCCCAUCUGUUCACAAGCAGAACACUUCCCUGGAUGUACCGGUGUUCAGCAGCAGCUUGUGGGGUCCCUCUGGAGAUGAUCUGGACCAGGUACUGGAGCACUGUCUUUUACCUGAGCUCAACAUUGGAGAUUGGCUCAUGUUCACACAUGCUGGCUCCUACAGUCUGGGUCAACCACUGUGCUCCCCCACUGACUCACCACCACCCCCUGUGUACUACGUCAUCUCCUCUAGAGACUGGUUUGAGAUGCAGGACACUGGUGUUACCAACGAGGCUAUGCUUAAGAACUUCUCCCUGGUCCCGUACUUCCUCAAUUCCUGCCAAACAGAGGCUGCACUGUCGGUCCCAGCUUAGGAAACAUCUGACUGGGACCAGAAGUCUUUUCACUUUUCUCACUUGUUUCUGCUGCUAGCUUCCUUUGGUUCACAUUCCCCUGGGGUCAACUCUCCCAGUAGUGCUUGAAAUUGCCUGGACCAGACCAUAUUCAUAUCGCAGACCCCAGUGCACUGCACUUCUGUGUGGUCAGCCCUGGAAACCCUAAGUAGGUGUUAAUUAGUAUGCAACAAAAUGGAUGAGUCCAGAAAAGACAGUUUGGGGACUCCUCUUGAACUACCGUUUACACCCCUACAGUAGACAUAUAAUACUUUUAAAUGAUUAUAUUUGACAGAUAUUAUUAUUCAUAUCUCCUUUGCUGUUGUCAGUCUUGUAUAUUAUGUGUAUCCCUGAUUGAAGCAGUGUAUUUAUAAAAAGAAACACUUCUGAGAUUAUAUAGAAAGUUUUGCCAAAAGAUUUGUAUUUUGUAUUUUAAUUUGUUGUGUAGGUUUUUUUUGUGUGUGCACAAAGGCUAGAAUCCAUUAUUACAUUUAAAAAGUGGCAUCUUCAUAUUAAAUUGAGAGCUUGCAGCAUAUCUUUGCUGUACAUACAAAAUGUUUGGCGUCACCGUGGCGUCAGUUUCUGAAAAUUAUUUGAAAGCUAAAAGGUGAGUGUCCUUAAAUAAGGUGGUGUUUGCGUGCUUUUCCAAAGUGCUGAGCGUCUUGCUUCCAAGACUGGCAGGUGAGUGCUCUGCUACCUGACAGCCAAGCAGGUUUUAUUAGACAGCAUGUGCUGCAGAUGGAACACAGGAAGUGCUGGUGGAUAAUGAAUCGACUUACACUGAAAAUGACAUUGUUUCUUUACAAAAAAUGAUUUAAAAGACUACUGCAAGUUCUUUUUCUACUCAUAUAGUUUGAAAUAUUCUUCCAACAUCUGUGUUGAUAGAAUAUAGCAGUAUUUCCUGACACCAAGUAUACUUGCAUUGUGUGUAUCAUAUCUGUGAAACUGUCAUAAAUCUGUCUUAAGGCAUGAUAAAUUAUCAGGCACUUGCCUGCUUUUAACGUGUAGCUGUGCUUGUCUAAAUGAAGAGUAAUAAACACCCCACUGAGUGGACUGUAAA